UAGUAGUCACUGACAGGGCGUGGCGGAUAAAUCCUAAAAUAAGCGUGCUGCUGUACGAUUAUUACGUUGUACGUUCAUCGCAUGUAAUUGGCCGACUAUAUAUCGCUAUAAGGAAUAUUGCUUCUUUGAGCAAUCACAAAUCACUGAGGCAUGGCGUAUGACAACACGGGAAUGGAACUUGAUGAGAUAAUACAGCAGUCAGAUCCUGAACCCUCGACCAAAGAAAAUGAUAAUGAGAAGAAGGUUCGUUAUGCUGACCCAAACACUCCCAUAGGAAAGGAAGAGAAUCGUCUUUUGACCUUUCUCAGGGAUUCCUCCCGAAUUAGCGAUGAGGGAACCAAGCAAAUUAUCCGUCAUAAUGGGGGUAAUGUGAAAGCACGUGACUCAAGUGGGAGAACGUGUCUCCAUCUUUUGGGAGAACGAAGAGCUAUGCACGCAGACGACACCAGUGAACUUAUUGAUACUCUGGGAGUUUUGCUUGACCAAGGUGCGGAUAUCGAAGCCAGAGAUGAUACCCCUAACAGAGAGAAACCACUUCACGUCUUUGCAAAACGAGGUAACCGGGACCUUGUGUCUGUGGUUCUGUCAAGAGGUGUUGAUAUUAAUGCUGUAGACAAUGUUGGGAGGACUGCCCUUCAUCACUGUGCUUUCUACGGAUAUGCAAAACUUACUCGUUUGCUUUUGGAAAAUGAUGUGAACAUGGACGUAAGAGAUUCAAGUGGUAAAACCCCCCUGAUGUAUGCUCUGUCCAGAGAUAAUUCAGAUGUCGCAAAAUUGCUGAUAAAGGAAAACUGUAAUGUCGUCAAUGGUGACAAAAAUCAAACAACGCCACUACAUAUAACAGCUGCGAAAGGAUACCCCGAUAUUGCCGAGAUGAUCAUCGAAAAGAACGCCCUUGUUGAUGCCAAAGAGGCUAAAGGAUUGACUCCAUUGACUAUAGCCAUAGAUGCAGGACGAACAAAAGUAGCUGAAGUACUCCUUCGUAAAGGGGCUAACCCAACGAUCACUAAUAAAUCUACGGGGGACACUAUUCUACAUCGUUGUGCUGAUAAAGGCUAUGAUGAGUUCGCUGAGUGGCUUCUUGCUGAUAAGGACGAAGACGAGGAUGAAAAACAACUGAUACACAACAAACGUGAUUUUGUCAAUGCAAGAAAUCGACUGGGUGAGACCGCGCUUCAUACGUCCGCUGAUGAAGGUGAUGUUAACUUUGCCAGGAUCCUUAUUUCAAAUGGUGCAAUUGUAAAUUCGGUAACGACCAGAGGAGAAACACCACUUGUGUACUGCUGCCAGAGAGGACACGAGGAUAUGGCUGAAUUUCUGGUUGAGAAUCUUGCAUAUGUGAAUGUCAAGGACCACUACAAAAAUCCACUGGUUCACCUGUGUCUGAAUUCAGGAAUGUAUCGCUUUGCCCGCAUGUUGGUUGAAGACCACACGAUUGAUCCUAAUACGCGAGACCGUGAAGGUACGCCACUCUUACAUAGAACAGUCGAAAGAAACAUAGUUGACCUAGUUCCUGUAUUGUGUGACCGCGGGGCCGACGUUAACGCCGUUGAUGACGAAUCCAAGACAGCCUUAUUCUACUGCACUAAUCCAGCUAUUGCAACCUAUCUUAUACAGAAAGGCGCAUACACGGACCAAAAAUCCAAUAAUGGAACGUCCCUGUUACAACACUACCUAGAUAACGGCCAGAAGGACCUAGCCAUGCUACUUCUUAAUAGCGGAGCUGAUGCUGGUGUCACAGAUAGUAACGGGUCAACAUUCAUGCAUCUGCUCUUUCAAUCGGAUCCAAUGAUGUAUGGAGAUAUACUUUACAAGGCUAUAGUGAAGAAACCCGCGUUGCUGACGUCAACAGAUUGCUAUGGAAACAACCCCAUCCACGUUUACGUUAGACGCCAUCACUACGAACCAAUCGAGAUCAUGUCGAAGUGGAAACCUGAUUUAGAAGAUUCAGAGUGGCUAGCAGCUCGUGAUGAGGUAGGGGAGCAUAUGAUUCAGGCUCUGAAAGCUAGAGAUAUAACCGACAGGGCUCCAAUCGAAUGGGCAAUCGCGCUGGAUGACGAGAAGAUGGUCAAGCACCUAGCUGAUCUAAAUCUGGCAUUCCUUCCACAAGUUGAAGGAGUCCCAGAAGUAGAUAGGUGUCAGGAGUGCAUGUACGACGUCAACUUUGUUCCGGGCAUGAUACAGAAAAUGCCCGACGCAGCCCCAAACGUAUUGGACACGCUUGUUUACGAUACACCCGUUAACGGAAGUUUCUACUACGUCAACCACCUCGAGCCUUAUCCUCCAGAUGGGCAACCAAAGCCACAGAAAAAGCCCAAAAAGAAAAAAAUCAAGAUACCAAAACGCAAGGAAGUGAACAGCGCAGAUAGAGAUGAAGAUAUAGAGCAGGCUAAGGAACAACCAACCCUGGAGGAAGAUCAGACUAAGAAAAAGACGAAGAAAGAGAAACUGAUAAAGAAGUAUGAUGCCCCUUUGACAGCACUUGAGACGGUAUACCUGUUUGAACGGGAAGAUAUCGUGACUCAUCCCCUAAUGGCAGAACUGAUAGAAUCAAAGUGGAAGACUGGUGUACGCUGGUGGGCUCUUGUCAGUUUCAUAAAAACACUUGCCCUGACAUCUAUUUGGACAGCUAUUGGAUUAGCUAUUGAUUACGAUAUUCGCCAUCGUUAUGAUUUUCCCGCGCAUGCUUGGAGAAUCGUCUUGCUGAUUCUGGGUAUUGCAUUGCUAGCUUGGGAAAUCGUUGAGGACGCAUUGGGGUUAUUCUUUUCUCGGAAAAGAAUAUCUGGGUGGCUUCAAUGGCGCAAGGCUAAGCAGGAACGCUAUGAAAAUGUUAUGGCGGGAAACGGCGACAAGGUCCGUCUACAAGACAAACAUAGAACCGACGCCACUGACCUUGCACCAAUAAAUAUCAAGGUCAUUUCGAUUAGGAAUUUCUUUGAUUGGUUCUGCUAUUGCUGGGUCUUGAUAGCCUUGAUAUCUCAUUUGGUUGACGUUGCCAACCAUACUGAACCAACCGCCCGGAUCCACGCCAGACUGGGCAUCAUCAUGGUAAUCUUUCUUUGGCUUCGUCUCAUCGCGGCCCUUCGGAUAUGCAAACGCCUUUUCCAUAUCAUUCAGCUCGUCAAACUCAUCGCAGUGGAUAUUCUGUGCUUUCUCUGCCUGUUCACCAUGCUUUUCUUUCCAUAUUCUUUUGCAUUUUGGGCUAUAUUUGGCCAGAACAAAUCUUCACAGCCUGAUAUGUUCGCAAAUGAGAGUCAAUGCGGGGAUGCUGCGCGUAAUUGCAAUGAUAAUGGCGUCUGUGAUUCUGCCAAUUGUGACAUAAUUCAGGUUUCUGGAUUCCAGAGUUAUUACAGCAUGUUGUUCAUAGUCUUCAGAAUGGCUCUUGGUGGUGUCCAUGACUAUGACACCAUGUAUCAAAUAGAUGAUGUCAUUCCUUCUCUGCUAAUUGCGUCAUUCUUGCUGUUCUGUCUUAUGAUCGGAAUGCCAUUCUAUAUUGCCUACCUCAGUAAUAAAUUACAGCGUGGAAUUUUCAGGAACGUAGGAGCCAAAGGGUUAAUGUCUCGAGUAGAUAUGAUUCUCAAGCAUGAAUGGUCCCAGGGUCACACCGCCCAUCUAGCAGCCUGGGAGAAAUUGCAUGAAACUGGAAAUCCAAAACAUGUUCUCGAAGAUAAAGCUAACAAGGAUCCCGUUAAUGAAACAAAAUCAGAAAAGGAAUUCCGAGAAUUCCGUAAAUACGUUGAGAACGACAGCAGUAAAAACGAAAUGAGGCUUCGUGAAAUAAAGCACGAUAUCCAACAACUAAAAACACUAAAUAAGGACGAAAUGAAAGACUUGUUAGAGUUGAUGAGAGUGCUGAGGCGCCAUCAUGCAAUCGAUGGUGUCUCAGAUGGUAACAAUGGUUACAAUCCAAUGUAUACGCCUUCAUAUUUAACUGAGCCAUCAAAGCCCUCUCCAAGACAGCUGAAUGUUAGGAGAGCGUCUGCAUUUCAAGAACUGCAAGAUAAUCCGCUAUACGUUUCGGAACUAACAUGGAGACCUUCCAUGACAUCUCAGAGCGUAGCGUAGACCUCUGUGAACUUGGUCCUAUCUAAAGAGACAGUACGUGGCAUAAAUACAUUCAGGAUCAUACCUCAUUUUAUUCCAUAUCAUAUUAUACCAUACUUUCAUAUCACAUAAUAUAUCAUAUCAUAGUGUUAUGAUUAUUAUUUGAGCUAUGUUUAUUAUGGACGUUUUAUAUAUUACUAGUAUCUUUAUCACAUGUAUUUUGUAUUUGUAUUUAGAAUAUAUAGUGGAAAUAAUUAAAGAUUCAGAUUCUAUAUACCCACUCCAAAAGUGUGUCAUCUGGAUUUGAAAUUAUUACAUGAGGAUUCCAUAAUACUAAAUGCUUACUUAAUAAUCUUCAUAAUCUGCUAAGUUAGGGAUAAAUCAGUUAUUAAAUGCUCGAUUUUUGA
Molecule: messenger RNA, 4451 nt
Organism: Owenia fusiformis
Lineage: Eukaryota; Metazoa; Annelida; Polychaeta; Sabellida; Oweniidae
Source: the annotation of a GenBank genome assembly